Molecule: messenger RNA, 1488 nt
Organism: Naegleria fowleri
Lineage: Eukaryota; Heterolobosea; Eutetramitea; Acrasida; Naegleriidae
Exons: 2
Coding region: 1-1488 (495 amino acids)
Source: RefSeq, a predicted model, not a curated record
AUGACUUUAUCAAGACGUAUCGAUAAAUUGCUCUUCGAGUUGGGAUACUGCUCGAAAAUUGGGCUUCGGAGAUUUCUAUCCAAUCAUGAAUUAACUCUCAUCAAACAUCUCAAUCACAACAACAAAGAAAUUCACGAGAAAUUACUCGGAACCAAAAAACAACUCCGACAAGUCAUUACACCCUCUCAACUUCUCAUCAAUGGAAAACCCAUUCAUACAUUAAAACCCUUAAUUAUUGCUUUUGAUAAACCCGAAGGUUGGACCUCGGAAUCGUUAGGCUCUCUCUACGAUUAUACACAUUUUCAAUAUCAUCAAAAGAUGAAAAAGAACUUUAAAUUUGUAGAACAACAAGAGGAAGAAGGACAGAUUCAAAUUCUUUCUCAUUCCAAAUUGGAACGAGAAGAAGAAGAAGAAUUUACAGAUGAUGAAGAAAAAGAAACAUACAUGUCCGAUGACGAUGAUGAGGAUUCUUUAAAUUUAUCUCAUCAUCAUGAAGAAGAAGAAUUAACUGAAAAUAUUUAUUCCCUUCUUGAUUUAUUACCAAAAGAAUAUCCAUUGAGGAAACCAGAAUUUCAAUCCAUUUUACCGUUACCUGAUGAAAUUGGUGGACUCACUGUCAUUACUCAAUUACAUUCAAUGGCCAAAGCAUUCCGAUCAGUUCGUGCUCCAUGCCGAAGAGUCUAUCGAAUUCAAACACGAGAUGGAUUUACUGGUUUGGAGGAUGAAGCUCUUUUGCAUUUCCGAUCCGAUAUUAAGGAUUCAAUUAAGAGAGUGAUUAAUCCUCCAGAAUUUGUGGUUGUUGAUGAGAAGAAGAAUAUUGCUGAAAUUGUAUUGUAUGAUUACAAGCCAGAUAAGAUUCGUGAAAUGAUGAGAGCCAUUCGACACGAAUUAUUGGAUGUGAAAAGAAUUGGCUUAGGUGGACUUUCACUCAGUGAUUUACCAGAAUUGGUGACUCCAAAAUUGAAUGAGGAAACAGGUUUAGUGGAAUUCACCAAUGAGGAAAAGCGUGCAAAUAAGAAACAUUGGGUCGCUUUGGAUGACGAAAGAAUUGAAAAAUUGAUGAGUUCGAAACAGGAGGUAGUGGAUCGAUUAAGAGCCGAAAAAGAGAAAGGUAGAGCCAGACGAGAGGAAGAUUUGAAACGAUUCGCACGAGAAACAAAUGUUCGAAAAGAAGAUUUCAUGCAAGCCCACACUGAAAAGCAAGAACAAGAGUUUAAGGAAGAAACGAAAUUGACAGAGACAAUUUUGGGCGUUGACAAGGAUUACCCAGAGACACUUGUACCAAAGAAGAGUACUAUCACGACAGACAAGCCAAAAUAUUCAUUCAGUUCAGUGAAUGCUCUUCAAGAAGGAAAAUUGGAUAUUUCGUUCGAUGAGAUCGAUGCUGAAGAAAUGAAACGUUGGGACGAACAAACGUCACAAGAAAUGCGUCAAUACACGGCCAAAUUGGAAAGGAAAAAGACGAUUGCUUCAAAGAAAAAGAAAUAA